Molecule: messenger RNA, 1374 nt
Organism: Drosophila virilis
Lineage: Eukaryota; Metazoa; Arthropoda; Insecta; Diptera; Drosophilidae
Source: RefSeq, a predicted model, not a curated record
CCUUGGUUUAAAUGGGGGUCAAAGAUUUGGUGGGUGACGUUUUGUAUUCGAAUUCAGUAGAAAUAGGAUUUAAAGAUUUUUUGAGCGAAGUUUUAAGUUUUGUCCGAUUUGCAUCAAACUUAAGAAUACGUGUUUCAGCCAAAAAAAUGGUUGCAUGUAGGUUUUUAGCUUACCGUCCGAUUGGCUUCAAAAUCAAUUUCGGUAAUCUUCUUGGGUGGCAAAUAUGGGUCAAAGGUUUCAUAAAUGAAAGUUUACUCUUUAGCUUCAAGAUUUUCAUCGCAAGACUAACAUGGGCGGGAAACGGUUGAUUCCAAAACUUGGUUCUUUUUUCGAUGCACUUAAAACAUAUUUUUUAAUAAAAUUGAUUUGAAUUUUCUACGGGUGGGUACUUAGUGGAAAGGUAAUAUCUAAAAUUUUUGGCACGAAAAGUUCCACGGGCAAGGCCGGGCAAUAUCCGCUAGUAUAUGUAUAUUUCUAUGGUUUCUAUUAGUAUAUUAGGAAUACAAAUUUUAUUAGCUUCUACGGCCUUUGACUAACAAUUUCCUAAAUGAGCCUGUCUAAGGAAUAUAUAUAUUUAACCAACUAGAUAUCGAAUAGGAAUUCUUGAAUAAAGUAGGCAUUUGAUUUAAUUUAAAAUUUUGUAAAAUUUGGGUAGCCAUGCUUUUAAUGUUGAUUGCUUGCUAAAAGGUGCCGAAUCAAAAAGCAAAUAAAAUUGUGUCCGGAUUGCAGAGCAAGAAGAAAAAAAAUAAAUAGAAAAUUUGACAGACAAAUCUGAUCGCCAUGGAUCCCAUGAAAUCAAAUGCUGAGAUAAAAGACCUUAUGAAGACUGACAGCAUUGACCAAUGGAAUGGGCCAGAUCCUGGUACCGUUACGGUGGCCACACAAACCGAAGAUUUGAAAAUUCGUAGCUUGGAGACCAUACCGCAACCUCGAAAAUUUGCUAGGCCCAAGACAACGUAUCAGCAGCAGCAGAAGUGGCCAGAUAUGAAUCUGGACGUAACCAAUGAGACAGACAAGUGCACAACUCGCAACAAGGCGUGUCAGACUAUUAAAACUGGUGUCAAGCGAUUAUCGACCGAUUCCCAAAUGGAUAAUCUGCGGGCCGUUAUGUAUCAAAGACGAAAAAUGGCCAUAGACAUGGAUCGGGCCCAUUUAGAGAAGUUAAUGGAGACAAUUAAUGCCGAUCCACCGCCCCCCUGGCAUGAGGCGUCACUCCUGUGGCUGGAGGUCGACAAGUUGGAGAAUCGCAUUGAGGAAUUCGACAAAGGCAAGACACCGUAACAAGUUACACGAAGAGCGAAACAUAAUCCGUCCAUAGCUAUAUUGUGAUUGUAUAAAUAAUUUACAGCUUUAAUAGUUAAAUAUAUAUAUAGU